UGCAACGCCACCGCACUGUUCAGGGGAAACUGUUCAUUUAAUGCGAGGAAAAACACAGAGGUCAGCAGACAUUUGUCUCCGGCUGAGAAAGAAAAGCGUGUUAUUGUUUGUCUCCUGUUACGGAGCGUCGGGGAAAUGAGGACAAGAAACCAAAUACCGGAAAUAAAACAGAAACGACGAAGUUGAUUGCGCACGGUAAAGUAUGUUUAAGUGCGAUAUGAAUAGAACUAAUUCAGUACACCUUAACCAUCUUAAGAACUCACCGGUAUUCGGGUGAGCUAACAAGUUGUACGCUUUUACUAACUAGUGCUCACUAUUCAUAUGUGACCUUGUAUCGUACAGUUAGGGUGUGACUUGUUUGGUCUGGUAGCGUUCGCCGCCGAUAUAGGGCACCACGAUAUCGCUUACGGAAUGAAGGCGUAAGCCAUAGCGGAAGAGCGAGGCCCAUUGCGAGAAGGAGGAAGAACACCACCGAGUAAAGAAACGCGGCGGCGGGAAAAGAACAUUAAAGGCAACAUCCGCCUCCGCAGGUAAAAAUAAGCUCCGGCGUUACAGUUGGCCGAACCAGCGUUGCGGACUCCAGGAACUGGAGCGGUGGCUGCGCGCUGCUUUCUCCUCCACGGCCGCAGGGGGGGUGAGGUCGAUGUACCGAGUCCUUCCGUUAGGCGAGUGGGCGAAAGUCGAAGGCUCGCUCCCAGUGAGACGAUCAGAUGCCUUUGUGCACUCGCGGGCGCAGCUGGACAGAGCACACUGUCACUACGCUAACGAAGGAGAAAUGGAGGCCAUCAAGUCCACCCCCGGUCACAGGUUCGGGCGAACCAGUAUGCCUUUCAGCCUCCAACCCAAAGUGUGGCUCGACAAAUUGCACGCCAUCUCGGAUCCCAGAACCCGAGACUAUCCGGUGGUGUUGAAUCCAUUUUUCGUCACGCUGAUGCUGGUCGCCUACCUGUACUUCGUCAAGGUUGCCGGACCGCGAUGGAUGAAGAACAGGGAACCAUUUCAGAUCACAAACAUCAUCCGCGUGUACAACAUCACCCUGGUCAUUGUGAACAUCGUCGCCAUCUUUGUGAUUCUCAUUCCCACGUACCUGCCCGGAGGAACGUACAGCCUGCUGUGCCAGGGCCUGACCGGAAAGUCCCCAGAGCAUCACCUCAAGUUUUACAAGUACGGCUGGAUUCUCGUCGCCUGGCGAUACGCCGAUCUCCUGGACACCGUCUUCUUCGUUCUGCGCAAGAAGUUCAAUCAGGUGACCCAGCUCCAUGUCAUCCACCACACCAUCGUGGUCAUCAACGUCUGGUUCUACACCCGCUUUGCUCCCGAGGGUCAGCCGGCACUCGGCCUCGCGCUCAACAUCUUCGUGCAUGCCAUCAUGUACACCUAUUACUUCCUCGCCAGCUUCGGAGCCCGCAUGCAGAAGUAUUUGUGGUGGAAGAAGUACCUCACGACGCUGCAAAUUGUGCAGUUCCUCAUUAUCAUCGUGCACAUGUCAAUCCCUCUCUUCAUUGACUGCGGAUUCCCCAGGCACGUCGUGCACAUAGCGAACGCUCAGACUUUCCUCAUCCUCUGCCUGUUCAUAAACUUUUACCUGCGGUCGUACACGCAUUACAGCAACAAAUCAAGCGCUGCCUCAGCGUCAGCGAACAGUGCAGUCACCGGUGCGCAGAGUAAAGAAGACAAGAAAGAUUAGGCUGACAGAACUGACCCAUUUUCUUCAGCCUACGCAUUUCAUUCGAUUGCCUAUUGAACGACAAUGUUGCGCAACGCGGUGGUUUCCGAGCCAGCAUAAGUAAUAGUGAGUGCCGCAGCUGGGGAAUGUAAUCGACAUUUAGUCAUUUGUGAUUAACGUAAUUCCUGCCAGCUUAGCUACGUUUGUUAUAUAUGGUGUUAGUAUGUGUGAUGAACAAUUCACCCACUUUCGUGACAGCCAUCAUUUGUACAGAUACGCGGAGAAGUCAAUAAAGUCUCGGAGAAAGAAACAUGGAGCCA
Rhipicephalus microplus (southern cattle tick) is the source of this 1986-nucleotide messenger RNA. Its product is annotated as very long chain fatty acid elongase 7. Lineage: Eukaryota; Metazoa; Arthropoda; Arachnida; Ixodida; Ixodidae. The record is from RefSeq and is a predicted model, not a curated record. Gene Ontology annotation, biological process: fatty acid elongation, saturated fatty acid; fatty acid elongation, monounsaturated fatty acid; fatty acid elongation, polyunsaturated fatty acid. Gene Ontology annotation, molecular function: fatty acid elongase activity. Gene Ontology annotation, cellular component: endoplasmic reticulum membrane.